UUCAUUUUAAAACUUUGCAAAGCACAUUGGGACGCGAACACGUCGCGUCCAGCAAUCCGCUCCUCGCUGGGCGAACUGGUAAUCGAUGGUUUCAUCCGGUGUUCCCCCCCCCCUCAGGGCUGGCUCUGUGAGCUGCUGCGCUGGAAGGAGGAUCCGUCCCCGGAGAACCGCACGCUGUGGGAGAACCUCUCCAUGAUCCGCCGCUUCCUGAGCCUCUGCCAGGCCGAGCGCGACGCCAUCUACGAGCAGGAGAGCAGCGCCGGGCAGCAGCAGCAGCAGCAGCACCACGGCGAGCGCCCCGCGCACCUGAUGCACAUCUCCGCCGAGCUGCCGCAGGCUCAGUCGCAGCAGCAGCACCACCAUCACCAUCACCACCACCAUCAGCAGCAGCAGCACCAUCAGCAGCAACAGCCCUCCCUGUCCCUGCAGCACCCCUCCCAACCCCUUUUGUCCCAGCAGCCCCUGCAGCAGCCGUGCGCCGGCCCCCGGCUGCCGCCUCGGCAGCCCUCCACCGCCUCCCCGGCGGAGAUGGAGGAGGAGGGCGGCCGCGUGGGGAGCAUCAAGGCCCGCACCUGCGGGGGGAAGAUCUCCCUGGAGGCCCUGGGCAUCCUGCAGAGCUUCAUCCAGGACGUGGGCCUGUACCCGGACGAGGAGGCCAUCCACACCCUGUCGGCACAGCUGGACCUGCCCAAGCUCACCAUCAUCAAGUUCUUCCAGAACCAGCGCUUCUACGUCAGUCACCCGGCCAAGGCGCCCAAGGAGCCCAGCGGCGGCAACAACAACAACAACAGCAACAACAGCAACAACAGCACCACCACCAGCAGCAGCAGCAGCAGCCCGGCCUUCGAGGAGGAGCUGACGGACUUCAGGGAGAGCGGAGAGCUGCUGAAGGAGCUGGACGACAGCACGCAGACCAACAGCACCAUCUUCUCCAUCAAGAUCGAGGAGCAGCUGGCCCGAGGCGCCGAGGCCCAGUCGGAGUCAGAGCACGAGGCCAAGGAGUAGGACGCACCCCCCCCCCCCCAUAACCUCCCCCCCCUCCUCCUCCUCCUCCUCCCCUCUGUCUGAACAUGUACUGAGAGCUCCUGUUGUGCACGCACACACACACACACACACACACACAGACUGUGCUAAAUGGAGACGCUCCGGCCGAACCGCCGCACUGCAAAUAAAGAAAAGGGGUGUUUUUAAUCAGCGUCUGGACUAAAGGAGGAGUGUUUAUAUAUAAAUACAUACAUAUAUAUAUAUAUAUAUAAAUCAUUCAGACGGACCCUGAAGUGUUGAGCCCACUGGAAAAAUCAUUUCAGACAAGUACUACUUUUUGGAUUUUGUAAAACUUGUAUUAUUCACUGUCAAGACUGAUGCAUCACGUAAAUAAUCUGCACAAAAAAAAACAAAAAAAGAUUCUAAUUACGUUGCCGUGGACAUUUGCCGACUGCACUCUGUUUUACACUGACUUACUUUAUCUUUUUGAGCGACUGACUAUAAGAGAAGAAAAAAAAAAAAAAAAAGUCUCUCCUGGAGUUUGCUAGGACUUUGCUAGGUGUUUACGUAUGUGAUGUUUAAAUGGAUUUAAAAAAGAAAAAAUAAUAAAAAAUAAAAGACGUUAAUGAUAGCAAAUGAAAUCCGGCCUUAAUUAUGAGGUGUCAAGUGUGGAGCCCGCGGGCGGAUUAGUUAUUCUUUUAAAAAGCUCACGACGUGAUUAUGGAACGCCAUCACCUGGCCCAGGUGACCCCCCCCCCCCGAGAACAGCUUGGUCUCUACAUAUUAUUUGUUCGGGAGGAAAUAUAAAUAUAUAUAUAUAAAGACAUUAUAUUGUAACUGUUAAAAAGAAAAAAAAGAAAAAAAAAAAAAAAGAUACAGUCUUAAAGAAACUAUGCCAACAAAUGCCUUGUACUAUACGGCACUGCCGAAGUUUAGAUUAUUUUGCAAAACCUUUGUCACUGUAACUCUCUGAUUUUGCCACAGUUAGAAAUGUGAAUUACACCAUGUUUAUGUUGUCCAACAUUAUUUAUUUGCAGUUCAUGCAGUGUUUCUGAUGUAAUUAUUUUAACGUAGAGCUUAAGAUUUUUUUUUUUAAUUUUAUUUGACAGACCUUUUCUUUUUCUAUUUAUAAAUGUGAUUUUCGAUGGGCAGUAAAAACAAAAAGUGUCUUAAACGUUUUAAAUGGAGAAAUGUGCUUUACAGGUUGCCUAUAAAAAGUGCUGUAUGUUGAGCAACUCAUUGCUACAAGCUUCACAAUUAAUGUUGUAUGCAAUUUUUACUAUCAUGCAAAUAAGCUUAGGUAAAACGACGACUCGGUGAGACUGACCUAAUAGAACACCUUAGAGAGAAAAACAUAUGCAAUCUGUGUGAAAAUCGAUGUCUGCGAUGUGUCUUCCUUUGGUUAACAAUCCAAUUCAAAAAGCUAUUCCUGUAUAAAUAUUCUGUAUAAAAGUGUUUUUUUUUUUUUUUUAAAUCGGUUUAUUUCAAGGAGAACACCAGUUAUUUUGUUACGACUGACUGUUUUCUAAGUGUUUAAGGGUUCCUUUCUGCAGAAAUGUUCUAACUAGAAGUGGUUAUUGAUUGUUAAUUACACAAUUAAACUGUUUGUAUUGUACCACAGAAUUCUUGGCAUUAACUUGACCAGACUCAAGAGGAUUGCUUCUUCUUUUUUUUUUUUUUUUCUUCUUGUUCUUCCUCUGUGGACAAAAGAUGAAACGAUGUGAACUGUUCUUAAAUCCACUGCUGAGAGACAUCGACCCCUCGUCGCUGAACACGUCAUUUGUAAUAACUGUAAAUAUCACAUCUUAUGAAUCAUUGAUUGUUUAUUGCUGUAAAUACAUUUGAAGUCUGUGCAAGAGCUCGCCGUACCAAUCAACGCUCUGUGGUGCCUCUUCCUCUCAGGCCGCCUGUACCCGGGCCUCUUCACUCCCCCCCCACCCCCCUCCGCUGAUCGCACCUUUUCGGCGAGGUGCGAGCGCCGCCGGCGGGGAGCGAAGGAACAGAGGACGGGCGCAGGGGCCCUGACCUCGCCGUGAUCCCCGGGGCGAGGCCAGGAUUCUGCACCUUUUAGGACCCCCCCCCCC
This is a messenger RNA of Pungitius pungitius (ninespine stickleback), 3068 nucleotides long. Its product is annotated as DNA-binding protein SATB1-like. The transcript is spliced from 2 exons. Lineage: Eukaryota; Metazoa; Chordata; Actinopteri; Perciformes; Gasterosteidae. The record is from RefSeq and is a predicted model, not a curated record. The annotation marks the transcript as partial. Gene Ontology annotation, molecular function: DNA-binding transcription factor activity, RNA polymerase II-specific; RNA polymerase II cis-regulatory region sequence-specific DNA binding. Gene Ontology annotation, biological process: regulation of transcription by RNA polymerase II; chromatin remodeling.